AUGAAUUUUGAUAUCUUUACACCAAUUGAAGAAACAAACUUAAUAUCCAAUAUUGAAAGCAGUAAGGGAAUUCAUGGAAUUAGUGUUUUUAUUCCAAGUGGUUAUUCAUCAGUUUUAAGUAAAAUAAAUAAUGAACUCAGAGAAGAGUAUCGACAAAAAGUUAAAGAUCUCCAAUUAGAACAUCAAAAACAGAAUAAAGAUAUUAAAUAUACUUAUAAGAAAAGAUCAGCUAAUACUUUAAAGGGCACCUAUAAAAGGAAAAAAUUAACAUCAGAAGCACAUGACACAAGAAAGUCCAACUCUAACGAAAAUAAUGAAUUACUAACGGACAGGUUGAAAAAAAUUCUUAAAAUUCCUUUGGAUAGCUCUAUAUCAAAAGAGUCGAAUGAAAUAAAUCGUGUUAAAAAAACUUAUUCUGAAGAGUUAAGCGAAAUUAAUAACGAACAGAAAAUUUAUUCUGAAGAGUUAAGCGAAAUAAUUAAUGAACAAAAAACUUAUUCCGAAAAAAACAAUGAAGUGUUAUUUGAUUAUCCACAAGGAUUUGAGCAACUUUUCAGUUUGCCAUCAGAAUACAAUAUUUUUGGCUUAGAAUCACCAAAUCAAUUUCCAUUAACAGGCUAUAGCUUUGAUGGAUGGCAAUCAACAGAAAAUUUAGAGAAUCCUACUACACUAAUAUACGGGGAGGAUCCUUCUGAACUGAUAUAUGAUGAAAAUUUAACAGAAAAAUUAGUUGAUCAUUCGGUGCUAAUGGGAAUGCUGUCAACAGAAAAUAUAGAAAAUCCCCUUAUACCAAUUAAUAGUAGUCAGUCUUCAGAAAAGUUAGCUAAUUUAGAUCGUAAAUCAUUAAUGAGACUUCUAACAAGUUAG
Molecule: messenger RNA, 867 nt
Organism: Racocetra fulgida
Lineage: Eukaryota; Fungi; Glomeromycota; Glomeromycetes; Diversisporales; Gigasporaceae
Source: the annotation of a GenBank genome assembly